Messenger RNA from Ramularia collo-cygni, 1362 nucleotides. Its product is annotated as related to CUE domain protein. NCBI's taxonomy places the organism in Eukaryota, Fungi, Ascomycota, Dothideomycetes, Mycosphaerellales, Mycosphaerellaceae. Gene Ontology annotation, molecular function: dioxygenase activity; zinc ion binding. The transcript has 2 exons. Gene Ontology annotation, biological process: DNA alkylation repair; DNA repair. The record is from RefSeq and is a predicted model, not a curated record. Bases 1 to 1362 code for a protein of 453 amino acids. Gene Ontology annotation, cellular component: nucleus.
AUGGACGAAUACGCCGAUGCACCAAGAGCCAAGCGGUUGAAAGUGGAAAGUGACCUUGCAAAUGACAAUAUUGACGAAAGCGAUGAUGGAGAGAGUACCGAGUACAAGCUGGCACUGCUGGCCUCUCAAUUUCCAGACAAGAGCACCGAUGUCCUGCUCGAUUAUGUUAUUGCAUACGGAGGAAAUGUGAAGCAGGUAGUACAUGCCAUCAGUGGCGAGAGGGAAAGUGCAAAGAGGAAACGCGUGCAACCAAUAGCUCGGGGCCAUCAGUCUUCCAUUGCCUCCUUCACCGGGACAUCAAAGCAAGAAGACGGGACAUUUCCAGGAGGAGCAAUCGGGUCUCUCACGAAGAAAGGCAAGACUUUGCAUCUGUUCUCUCCCAAAGAUGUCGAAACUCACACCCCAUGCUCGAUCAUUCAUAACUUCCUACCAAGUGAGGCUGCCGAUGCUUUGCUCCGCGAACUCCUCGACGAGUCCUCUCGUUACAACCGCAACGAAUUCCAGAUGUUUGAGCGUACCGUCACUUCUGGUCACACCUGGAAGCUCUAUGUAGACACCGAGGACGAAGUUGUGAGACAACAGAAAGGCUCUGCUUACGACGGCUCGGAUGCGGCCCUCAACGUGAAGCAGACCACGCCUGAACUGCUGAAAGCUUCGUCCAUGGUCAAGGAUGCGGUUAACAAAGAAGUCUCACGACGCACACGAGAUCACCAGCCUGAUGGAAAGAAACUCAAGUUCCAAUCACCGGAUGAAUGGCGGCCAAACGCAGCACUUGUAAACUGCUAUGAUGGACCAAAAGAAGGGAUGGGGUUCCAUACAGAUACACUGACCAACAUAGGCCCGCGACCGAUCAUCGGAAGCUUAUCAUUAGGAGUGGCCCGUCAAUUUCGCGUUCGCCGCAUAGUAUCAAAGGACGACAAACGACUCGCCGAUGAACAAGGCCAGAUCGCAAUCCACCUCCCUCACAACUCCUUACUGGUCAUGCAUGCACAAAUGCAAGAAGAGUGGAAGCAUUGCAUUUUGCCCACGGCCACGAUUGAUCCUCAUCCAAUCGCUGGUGGACGGCGUCUAAAUGUCACUUAUCGCUAUCUAAAAGACUUCAUGGAGCCGCAGUAUACGCCUCGUUGCAAGUGUGGCGUAUCCUGCGUUUUGCGCUGCGUAAUGAAGUCCAGCGCUACGAGGGGAAGGUACAUGUGGCAGUGCUUUGCUGAUCGCAGUCCUGGAGGAACCAGCUGUGGUCAUUUUGUCUGGGCUGAGUUCGAUGAAGAUGGGAGGCCUUCCUGGGCUGAAGGCUACAGGGGCAAUGUCAACGUAGCAAAUAUCGCUGCUGGCCCGGAGGUCAAAUCGCCGGACUGUCGCUGA